Molecule: messenger RNA, 806 nt
Organism: Nothoprocta perdicaria
Lineage: Eukaryota; Metazoa; Chordata; Aves; Tinamiformes; Tinamidae
Gene: RBM11
Product: RNA binding motif protein 11
Exons: 5
Coding region: 1-768 (255 amino acids)
Biological process (GO): regulation of alternative mRNA splicing, via spliceosome
Cellular component (GO): nucleus
Molecular function (GO): single-stranded RNA binding
Source: RefSeq, a predicted model, not a curated record
AUGUCGUCGCCCGGGCGGGCCGGGCCGGCGGAGCGGACCCUCUUCGUGGGCAACCUGGAGAGCCGCGUGCGCGAGGAGAUCCUCUACGAGCUCUUCCUGCAGGCUGGACCAUUGACCAAAGUGACCAUUUGUAAGGACAAAGAAGGAAAACCGAAGUCUUUUGGAUUUGUCUGCUUUAAGCACACUGAAUCAGUGCCUUAUGCAAUAGCUUUGCUGAAUGGAAUCCGUUUGUAUGGAAGACCAAUUAAAGUGCAAUAUCGGCUCGGGAGUUCACACUCUUCAGAACUGAACAACCCUGCACACRGUUUUGACAACCCUGUUGACACAUGUUCACCUUCAUAUAGGUAUCAAGAACCUUAUGGAAAUCCUCCAUUUCCUGUUACUCCGUUUCCAAUGAAUAAUAAUUUACCUCAGGACUUCUCAGUCUUUCAAAAGACAAUGAACCAUUUUUUAGGACAACAGUACACAGUACACAGUCCAGUGGGUCAACAAUUUCCUUUCAAUCAGAUGAUUUCACCACUGCCUUCAAAUUCAUUCUUGCCUUCCUGUCAGAAUCAAGUUGCAAAUUUUAAGCCUGGACAAAAUUCUUUCAAGUGGGCCCUGCCACACUCCAGUGAUUCUGAAGUGUACCAGAAGGAUGAAAGCACCUCCAAAAGAAAGAGAGAAUAUCUAAGUUGUGACAGUGACAGUUGUAUUGAGAAUGACAAAAAGAAACACAGAGAAUGUGAUCAAAAUUACAAGUGCAAAGCCAAGAAGAAAAAACAUUAAUACUGUGAAAUGGAUUCAUUCUUUCCAUGACUUAAUUG